ACCGGCCAUUCACCACUCACAACCCACCAACAUGCAAGCAAAGCCGGCCAAGUCAGGCAAGACUGUCUUCAAGCUCGACUCGCCCUACACCGCUGUCAGCUGGCCACAACUGUCCACCUCAGAUCACGAUGUCAUGCUGGAAAUGCUCGUCAACCUCCUUUCCCCCAUAGGCCACCACCGCUCUCUCCACGUGACACCCUCCCAAGGCAAACGCAGCAAAAAGCGCAAGCGUCACGAUGACGCUGGAGCCGCAACAUCAGACCCUGUCCCGGCGCCGCCGAUGCCCGACAUCUCCAAAUCCAUAACCGUCGGCAUCAAUAGCACGACUCGGCAUCUCGAGCAACUAGCAGCGGCCAGGGCGCCUCCAGCGCUCCGUCCCCAAGGCGGAAACGAGCAUAAAGAAAUUGGUGAUGCACCGGCAUUGUCCAAUUUGGCAAUCCUGUUCCUCUUAAAGCCGCCCAACGACAUUACGUACGCACACCUGCCGCUCCUGUCGCAGGCAGCUUCAAGCACGCUCCCAGCAGCCACGGCAACGCGUCUGGUCCCUCUCAAGGCAUCUUCGGAGCAGAAGCUUGCCUCGGCUUUGGGCCUGCCGCGCGUCGGCGUCGUGGGUGUAAUGGAAGGGGCACCAGGCGCGGCACCGCUGCUAGACUACGUGCGCGCGCAUCUCGCGGCAGUUGAAGUGCCCUGGAUCCGCGAGGCUAAGAAUGCGCAGUACCUGGAUGUCAACAUCCAGGCCGUCAGCACCGGCGCGGGCACGCCGCUCGAGGUGCGCGCGAAAGAGAAGCAAGGAGGGAAGAAGAGCGGGCGCGAGCCGAAGGCGGUGUCGUAAUUCUUGCGUGAGCGCGCAGAAAGGAACCAUCGGGCGAUGGAGUCGCAAGCCUUCUAGACUCUUGUUUACGAGUACAACGCAGCCGAUGAGCGGAUCAGUUGCCUGUUCCCCGACUUAAGAGGGGCGGGCAGGGUAGCAUUUCUACUUUAACCCGGCGUCACAUGGGGACACAACCACGUAUUCUAGAGCCGCAGGCAAAUGAGAGCGCUCAGAUUUCUAACUUUCAUCAGAUGCCACAGCACCACACCCACGCAGCUCAUCAAAAUCCCCAACCCCCCAACCCCACCUCCAGCUCCACCCCUUACACACAGCGGAAGCGCCAGGCCUGGCCAGGCAGUAAUGCCACCCACCCACAACGUCAUCAGCAACCGACGCCUCAUGAACCGCGAGUCCCCGCAGCAAGCACGCGCUACUCAACGAGACGCAAGAGCGCCCAGCAGGCCGCCAGGCCCCAGCGAAGCAUCUCCACUUUCCCCAAG
Messenger RNA from Aplosporella prunicola CBS 121167, 1311 nucleotides. RefSeq lists its product as uncharacterized. The transcript is spliced from 3 exons. Gene Ontology annotation, molecular function: ribonuclease MRP activity. The record is from RefSeq and is a predicted model, not a curated record. NCBI's taxonomy places the organism in Eukaryota, Fungi, Ascomycota, Dothideomycetes, Botryosphaeriales, Aplosporellaceae. Gene Ontology annotation, cellular component: cytosol; ribonuclease MRP complex; nucleolar ribonuclease P complex. Gene Ontology annotation, biological process: rRNA processing; intronic box C/D snoRNA processing; tRNA processing. The coding region runs from base 32 to 832 and encodes 266 amino acids.